GUUGGGCAGUGAAUGGGGGAUGUAUGGGAGCUGCAGAAUCUAUGGGCUGCCAAUCAGGAUUUGCAAGCAUGUCCGGAAGGACACUAGGGGCUCUAUGGGCCUGUGUGCGAAUUCUUGGUGACUGUGGGACACUACUUGUGCUCACCGCUGCACCAAAUUGUACUGCACUUUUGGGACUCUCCACGUCACCAAGUGAUACUGCAAUACUGGUAUAAAAAAGACCAGGAUAUACUAGGCCGCUGGUGCUCGCCAGUUCACCAAAAGGUAGUAUUGCACUGGUACGGGCACUCUGCUGCAUAUGCGACAAGUCAUGCGAUCCUAGCACUUCAGCUUCAUGGGGUCGGGUAUACCUGAACAGGGACCUCUUCUCCAUCGUC
Messenger RNA from Staurois parvus, 377 nucleotides. The record is from the annotation of a GenBank genome assembly. NCBI's taxonomy places the organism in Eukaryota, Metazoa, Chordata, Amphibia, Anura, Ranidae.